Molecule: messenger RNA, 1426 nt
Organism: Homalodisca vitripennis (glassy-winged sharpshooter)
Lineage: Eukaryota; Metazoa; Arthropoda; Insecta; Hemiptera; Cicadellidae
Product: cytochrome c oxidase assembly protein COX18, mitochondrial
Exons: 6
Coding region: 260-1399 (379 amino acids)
Biological process (GO): mitochondrial respiratory chain complex IV assembly; protein insertion into mitochondrial inner membrane from matrix
Cellular component (GO): mitochondrial inner membrane
Molecular function (GO): membrane insertase activity
Source: RefSeq, a predicted model, not a curated record
GUGAUGUGAGGUAAACAAAAGCAUCGUCUGCAGUUGCCGUCUGUAUAACCUCUUUUCAGUCUUAGGGCUUCCUUAGUAAUAUAAAUGUUAUGUAGGCCUACAUUAGUGAUAUGUAACGUUUAAUGGUAAAUUUUUGAGUCAUGCAACUGAUUACGACAUAUAUUAGCAUAUUUUAAGCAAAGUGUUGCCAUAAAGUUGCAUAUGAAAUAUAUGUUUUUCAGACAAUAGGCUACUUUGAGAAGCUUGGAACAAAAUAAAAAUGCCACUCACAUCAGUUAAAUUAUUAACAAGGGCUUCAAAGAGCGUAUAUGCUCGUAGUAAUAUUAUUGUAACUUAUUCUAGGAGAAUUGAAUCUAAAUUUUAUUCAUCUAAUGUUAUUCAUAGACAAAAUAAUUUCCACCCUCUUUGUUCUUCAAAAUCAUGGCCCUAUUACUUGGAAAGAAAUGUUUGUCAAGCUGGAAGUAAACCACACCUUUUAUUUUUACCUAAUGCCAAUCAGAAAAGGGAUUUUUCAUUCAAAGAGUCAAUGGAAUCAGCAAUUGUCAGUCAUUCCAGUUUUUUUAAGUGGAUAUCUGAAUGUACAGUUGUUGAAAAGUCUCAAAACUUUAUAGUUCAGUUUCAUGAUACUACAGGCUUACCAUGGUGGUUAUCGAUUAUACUAACUACUUGUUUAAUGCGAACUGUUAUCACACUUCCACUUGCACUUUAUCAGACCUUUGUGAUCGCAAGACUUGAAAAUAUACGAAAAGAAAUGGAUGACAUUGUAAAUGACAUAAAAUACGAGCUUAACCGAGAAGUGAGAAGGAACAAGUGGUCAGAGAAAAAGGCAAAGAUACAUUUUAAUACAACUGUACGAAAGGAGUGGACUCGUUUAAUAGAGAGAGACAACUGCCAUCCAGCCAAAGCAGCUCUUCUUGCAAUCGUCCAGAUACCAAUGUGGGUGGUGCUCUCGACAUCUUUCAGAAACUUAGUCUACAUGCUGCCUCAUCAAGAUGCUUUUGCGGAGCUGAAGAAGCUAGAGUUGUCUGUGGGUGGUAUCGCCUGGUUCCCUGAUCUGACCAUUCCAGACAGCUUUGUCAUCCCCAUCAUGUUGGGACUCACCAAUCUUGCUAUUGUUGAGGUUCAAACUAUGAUGCGAAAAGGAGAUCGGACCAGAUUACAAAGGUAUGCUACCAACUUCUUCAGAGGUUUCUCCAUCUUCAUGAUACCUGUGGCUGCUUGUGUACCUUCGUGUCUCACACUCUACUGGCUGACUUCCAGUGCAUAUGGCUUAGCACAAAACCUGACAGUGAUGUCUCCUCGGGUGCGUCGGCUAUUCGGUAUACCGUCCACCUCCUCUACUCAUCCCCACCCGUACGCUCAUCUUGCUCAGCAGUUGCGUAGCAGAUUCCGGCUUUAAACUUGUGAAUAAACUUUUUAAGUAGGA